AUGGCCACCCUACGCACUGGUCUUCGCGUUGCGCAACCGUUGCGAGCAUCGACUCGCAACUUUGCUCCUCGCGCCCCGAUCCGCUCCAGCGUUCGUCACUACAGCAGCCCUGCUCCUGGCUCGCCACCCCCUCCUCAGCCAUCAGGAAGCUCGUCGACGAGCAAGGUGCUGCUCACUUCGGUCGCCAUCGCUGCUGCUGCCGGUGGUGCCUUCCUCGCCUUUGGCCGGGAUGACAAAAAGUCGAUCCUCGGCGUCGGUGCCGAUGGCGCCAACAAGCUGCAGGGCUCCAAAGGCUCGGUAGGCCCCGCCACCACCAGCGCUCACUCCAAGGCCGACUAUCAGGCCGUGUACAACGCCAUCGCCGAGGAGCUCGAGUCGAACCCCGAGUACGACGACGGCUCGUACGGUCCCGUGCUCGUGCGUCUCGCAUGGCACGCUUCGGGCACGUACGACAAGAACAGCAACACCGGUGGUUCCAACGGCGCCACCAUGAGGUUCGCUCCCGAAUCCGAACACGGCGCCAACGCCGGUCUGGGUGCUGCUCGCGACUUUAUGGAGAAGAUCCACAAGAAGUUCCCUUGGAUCACCUACUCUGACCUCUGGACGCUCGGAGGCGUCGCCGCCGUUCAGGAGCUGGGUGGUCCCAAGAUCCCUUGGCGCCCCGGCCGCAAGGAUGCUACCGCCGACAAGUGCACUCCUGACGGCCGACUGCCCGACGGUGACAAGGGCCAGGACCACCUUCGAUACAUCUUCUACAAGAUGGGCUUCAACGACCAGGAGAUCGUUGCCCUCUCUGGCGCACACGCUCUCGGCCGAUGCCACACGGAUCGAUCUGGCUUCGAGGGCCCCUGGACUUUUGCUCCUACCUCGUUCACCAACGAGUACUUCAACCUGCUCAUGAACGAAAAGUGGAACAUCCGAAAGUGGAACGGUCCUCCUCAGUUUGAGGACAAGUCGACCAAGAGUCUCAUGAUGCUCAUGACCGACAUGGCCUUGGUGCAGGACCCUUCGUUCAAGAAGCACGUACAGCGAUACGCCAAGAGCGAAGACGAGUUCUUCAACGACUUCCGAAGCGCUUACGCCAAGCUGCUCGAGCUCGGUGUGCCCGCCGAGAACUUCAAGGCUUUCGAGACCAAGCUCGACGGAGGCAGGCCGUUCGAGUUUGCCACUUCUGCUGAGCAGGAGAACACCAACUAG
Molecule: messenger RNA, 1197 nt
Organism: Pseudozyma hubeiensis SY62
Lineage: Eukaryota; Fungi; Basidiomycota; Ustilaginomycetes; Ustilaginales; Ustilaginaceae
Exons: 1
Coding region: 1-1197 (398 amino acids)
Biological process (GO): cellular response to oxidative stress; response to reactive oxygen species; hydrogen peroxide catabolic process
Molecular function (GO): peroxidase activity; heme binding
Source: RefSeq, a predicted model, not a curated record